Messenger RNA from Ooceraea biroi (clonal raider ant), 1793 nucleotides. It is a transcript of the gene Tat, whose product is annotated as Tyrosine aminotransferase. The record is from RefSeq and is a predicted model, not a curated record. Gene Ontology annotation, biological process: L-tyrosine catabolic process; biosynthetic process; L-phenylalanine catabolic process. Gene Ontology annotation, molecular function: L-tyrosine:2-oxoglutarate transaminase activity; pyridoxal phosphate binding. NCBI's taxonomy places the organism in Eukaryota, Metazoa, Arthropoda, Insecta, Hymenoptera, Formicidae.
CUCGACGCGGGAUUCCCUGUUUUUGGAGAACGCACGCGCGUGCGCGUCGUUUGCCACCGUCUACGUCCUUCAAGAUCGCCGAAGAUCGGCAGGUUUCAUCGUCAGAGGCUCUCUCUAGGCAGGGAGUGAUUGUUCAUGAGCGAUAACGAGAUGUCCGCACCGAGUUUCCGCGAGCGAUGGAAUGUAUGCGUCUCCGACAUCGCCAGGAGAACGCACAAUCCCAUAAGGUCGAUCGUGGAGAACAUCGUCGUCGAACCGAACCCCAAUAAGCAGAUGAUCGCGCUGUCCAUUGGUGAUCCGACCACCUUUGGCAACCUGAAGCCGCCCAAGGAAGUGAUCGAAGCUGUCCAAGAGAGCGUUGCCUCGCAGCUGUAUAAUGGAUAUGCACCGAGCACAGGAUAUCAAAGAGCACGGGAGGCCGUGGCGGAGUACAGCUCGAACGAGUUCGUGAAAGUCGAUGCCAAGGACGUGAUCCUGUGCAGCGGAUGUUCUUGCGCGCUCGAUCUGUGCAUCACAGCUUUGGCCCGGGAAGGCCAAAACAUCCUAAUUCCACGGCCCGGUUUCUCCAUCUAUCGAACGCUGGCGGAGGGUCUUGGAGUCACGGUGAAAUCGUACGAUUUACGCCCGGAGCUCGGUUGGGAGAUCGAUCUGGACGACCUGGAGGCGCAAAUCGACGAGUCAACGGCGGCGAUUGUUAUAAACAACCCUUCAAACCCGUGCGGCUCCGUGUUCAGCCGCGACCAUAUACUUGACAUUCUUGACAUCGCCGCUCGUUACUACGUACCCAUUAUAGCCGACGAGAUUUACGAGCAUAUGGUAUUUCCAGGACGGGCUUUUCACUCGUUAGCGUCUCUAUCGACUGAAGUUCCUAUUUUAUCGUGCAGCGGACUAACUAAAAGAUUUCUAGUGCCCGGCUGGCGUAUGGGCUGGAUAAUAAUCCACGAUCGUCAGAACGUCCUGGAGGCCGAGAUUCGUAAGGGUUUACAAUGCCUAAGCCAAAGGAUAAUCGGCAGCAACACCAUUAUUCAGGGUGCCUUACCCGCGAUACUUCGAAAGACACCACAGAACUUUUUCGAUGACGUGAUUCAUACUUUAUAUUCGCACUCCAAGCUGGCGUACACCUGCAUAGCGAAGAUUCCGGGACUGAAGCCGAUAAUGCCGGAUGGGGCGAUGUAUAUGAUGGUCUACAUCGAUCUGCCGUGUUUUCCGGAAUUUAAUUCCGAUCUGGAAUUCGUGCAGCGACUGCUAAUGGAAGAAUCUGUGUUUUGCCUACCCGGUCAGUGCUUCGAUUAUCCGUCCUACAUGAGGCUGGUAAUCACCGUGCCCGGCGACAUGCUCGGGCAAGCUUGUCAGAGGAUUCAAGAGUUCUGCGAGAGACAUCAUUAUAAAACGGCGGAGAUCGUCGGUAGGAACAGUUUCGUCGACGUAGAAAUUCCGUAUUAACGAACGCUCGGACACGCGCCAGAGAUUCGAAUAUUUGCGUUAACUCCCUCGAUUGUCGUCACCCGGACUCAGAUUUCAUGGUGGUACACUCGAGGAAGAUCGUGUCCGUCAUCAACGAAUCUCACCCUCGCGCGUGUGUGCAUAUGUAUAUCUCUUAUAUCUAUAUGUUUCUACUCUGUAAUUAUGUACAUGUUCUUGUCUUUUAUUUCUACGUUAUCGCUUGUAAGUGCUUGUACAAUUACCAAUGUAUGUAAUAAAUAUUUGACAUGUGUAUUAACUUACGUCGGAAUUAUUACCGGAAUUUAUUAUGGAACUAAUAAAAUAAAUUUAUACACGUUAAUGCAAAGAAA